ACCGUUUUUUUUAAUAAAAAAAUGGAUCCAGUCAAAAUAAACCUUGUAAUAAUAAUUACGAUUGCUAUUUUUACUAAUACUACUUCAUUAUAUUUUCUUUGCAAAAAACGUAAAAGCAACUACGUCAUAUUAUGUAUUAAUUUGACUUUUGCUGACAUAUUACAGAGCAUUGCAGGGUAUAUACCAGAUCUCUUUCUUGAUACAAAUUUACAAAAAGCUACUACAUUUUGCAAGCUAACUGCCUUUUUUGUUGCUUUUCCUUCAUUUGCAACUAUAGCAAUGCACGCUGGAAUAGCACUUUCAAGAAUGGUACUACUAAGCUCAUGUUUUUCUAGCAACCUAAUUAACUAUAAAAAGUUAUUUAUAAAAAUUGGAAUCUUCUCGUGGAUUUAUGGAUUAUUUUGGGCCACUUUGCCCCUAGUAGGAUUUUCAUCAUAUACACUAGAAGAUACUCAAUCUCGAUGUUCAAUUAACUUUUCUCCCAAAACUAUUAUAGAAAAGGCUUAUUUAAUCUUGAUUUUUGCUUUUGGUUUUUGCAUUCCCGUUACAAUAAUUAUCACUUCCUGUAUAUUUACAGCACACGUGAUUGUCACAAAGUAUAACUACUUUUAUGUAACUUACGGUAAAGAAAAUGUAGAAACAAAGUUAUUCAAAGAGAAGGAAAAAAAAGCAAUAUCUUCUUUUCUACUAAUGGUUUUGUCGUUUAUAGUUUGUUGGACACCAUACGCGACGAUUGGUUGUUUAACCGCUUUUACGUCUGUUAAAACGCCAAAAUGGCUUCUUCAAGUAGCUGCUUUAUUUGCUAAGCUGUCUGCUCUAGUAAACCCUGUUAUUUAUUACUGGAAGGAUGGUAUAUUUAAAAAACGUUCUGCGCGUGAAAAAUCAUUUACAAAAAGUUUACUCAUAAUAAAGAGUGAAAUAAACAGAAGUGUUGACCAUAUCGCCUAAUGUUUAUAAGUAUAUUGAGAAAGCAUUUUAAUUUUAUACAAUUGAUUUUGCCACUAAUGAUACGAAUAGCUUUACGAUUAACUUUCUAAGUAAUUUUUGCAAAAAAAAAAUUAUAAUAAUUGUAAGACUUAAUGGAAG
This is a messenger RNA of Hydra vulgaris (swiftwater hydra), 1086 nucleotides long. Its product is annotated as rhodopsin. Gene Ontology annotation, biological process: G protein-coupled receptor signaling pathway; phototransduction; cellular response to light stimulus. Gene Ontology annotation, cellular component: photoreceptor outer segment; plasma membrane. NCBI's taxonomy places the organism in Eukaryota, Metazoa, Cnidaria, Hydrozoa, Anthoathecata, Hydridae. The record is from RefSeq and is a predicted model, not a curated record. Gene Ontology annotation, molecular function: G protein-coupled photoreceptor activity.